Messenger RNA from Ectocarpus sp. CCAP 1310/34, 3689 nucleotides. NCBI's taxonomy places the organism in Eukaryota, Phaeophyceae, Ectocarpales, Ectocarpaceae. The record is from the annotation of a GenBank genome assembly.
GUGUGCCGCAGAGCUUUUGCGUAUAUCACUCGUCCUCUCCAGUGGUACGGGUUCCUCAGGAGAAACAACCCGUGACCUUCGUUCGCUCAAUGCCCGGCGUGCAGUUUGAUAGAGAGCUGCGAUACACAAGGGGCGAAAGGAGAUUUCGAAAAUCUGUCGAGUGGAAAACAUGGAACAACGCGGCCAUCUUCCCCAGCAGCAACGAGAGCAACAUCGGCAGACCUGCCGUGGCACAUGUGCAGCAGGCAUGCGUCUUCUCGCAUCGGCCGUCUUCGCUGCAAUGGCUCUCUCCCACGUCGCGGGCUCAGAGGCUCUGCCUUCCAACCCUCCCGCGCUCCCACGCGGGGCUUCCUGUGGGUUGAACGCGUUCGUCCCGCCCGUGUGCAAGAAGCUCGGCGCGACUGGCCCCAGGGGUGACCGAGCGCUAGCCUUUCGGGCCUUUUCGUCUCUCCGGGGGGGGGGGUUCAGCUGGGGUUCGCCUGAGCAGCAGCAGCAGCGGCCGCAGCGUCAGCAGCAACGGCAGCCCUCCGUUAGGCGGGGAGCCUCCGGCUUGUUCGGUGCAUCUUGGGGCGGCGGAUCGCCGGACAACAACAACAACGGUGGCAACAACGGCGACAAAAACGGCGACAAGCGGCCUAGAGUCGAGACCCGCGGGCCGCCCGACCUGAACACGCGGCUUCCCCCCACCGCCCCCGGCAGCGACGAUGGUAACGGCGGCGGCGGCGGCUUCUUCAGCGCGAUUGGCGGCGGCGGCGGGGGUGGAUCGUCGAGAGAAAGGGUUAAGACCGUGGGGCCUCCAGAUGCAGGCAAGCGGCGCGCUCCCGUUUGCGCGAGAUUCUCAACACUGUAUUGUGGGGGGGGCGGGAGGAGAGGGGGAAGGAGGGGAUUAUUUUCUGCCGGAUCGGCAGCACCCACGGCGCCCCCCAUGGAGCAGCAACAGGAGCAAGCGGGAGGCCGGUUUGGGGGGGGGCGGCCCCAGCUUGGUUGGGGUGGAAGGGCCGGGGUGGGCGGAGACGACGGAGAGGGAGAGGGACCGGUUCGAGGAUGGGGAGAAGGUAGCCGAUCGGCCUUGUCGGGCAGGAAGAGGGGUCUGAUGGCCGUCCACUUCCUGGUCCUCUCGUGCUUCGGCCUCUUCUCCCUCAACACUCUGUUCGGCGUCGACCGCCUCUUCGGGCUAAGCCUUAACCACCAGCGGCCCCGAUGGUGGCAGUCCAUCACCUCCCUUCUCCUUCACGGCGACCAGCACCACCUGAUGGGGAACAUGUUCAACCUCAUCAUCUUCGGGAAGAUGGCGGAGGAGGACAUGGGCUCUAUCGGCAUGCUCAUGUCGUUCGUGGCGUGCGGCGUCGCUUCCAGCUUCGUGAGCCUGAUGAUCAUGCCCCAGACCGCCAGAAGCUGCGGGGCAAGCGGGGCGAUCUUCGGCCUCUACAGCGUUUGCGUGUUGGGCAAGAUGUUCAACCUCGGGCGGCGUGGCUCCUCUGACGGCCGCCUUCGGAAGCUCAUCGAGGCGGCGGUGUUUGGCUGGUUCGUCGUCGACAGCGUGAUUUCGGAGAUGCGCAUGGUGGUAGCCGGAGGAGUGAAGGGGAUCGACCACGCGGCACACUUCGGGGGCGUUUUUGCAGGCGCGGUUCUGAUCCUCAUGUUCCGGAGGUCGUUCCGAGAACAGAGCAUCCGAGAGCAGAGGUUGCGAGGGAGGAACGCUUGACGCCCUUCGUUCAUGGGCUAGCCGCCAGCUCGUUCCGUCCGAUGUUCACCGACUCGUGCAGAGCGAGAACAGAGCAGCAACGAUUUCUGGCCCCAACGGGCUGUUGUUUCUGACAUGCUACAGACACCAGCGACGAGCGACGGGCGACUCGUAUUUCGUUGGGCUUUUGCUGGCGGCGACUCGAGCGAUUAUUUUCGAUCGGUCCGUUGCGGCGACAUUUAGUGCUUGUUUGGGGGACUGCGCCAAACGGAGAAGUUUCAUUUUUUUUUCCGAGGGACACCUUCGGCCGCAAUGUGGCUUGUCGGCAUGUUGUAUUUGCAGUGCUGCUCGUAAGUGUCCUUUUAGGAACAAGCUGUUCUCGUAGAGAAUCACCAAUCGCGUGCACCGAACGUUCGUUCUGACCGCAUGGUUUCGUGUGAUCGGUCAGGGUGCCGUGGGCUGACGCGCGGCGUCUGGGUAAGAAUGCGAUCCGUCGAUCGAUAGACGCUGCGUUUUGGUCUUGGUGGACCUCUAACUGGUCAGUUUGUCACGCCGAGACAGCCAAGUCGUCGCCAUCGUUUCGUUCAGGUGUUAGGUUUGUUUGCAUGUGCUUCCAGAACUCCUUCAAUCUGAGCCGGUGUCGAUUGAUUUAUCUGCGGUAUAUGUUUGUCCGCAGUGAUGUUGGUAUUCCCACCAUCUGCCUCGUGAAUGGGUUUCGUGUGUUGUGGUCAAACGACAAUGGCAAGCAACAAGUGAGUACCUCGCACUACACCUCGCACUACACGUUGAUUUGAACAAGUAUCAUGGCUUUCUUUUCUCAAGCUUUCUAGCGGGAGAUAAUAACGUGCCUGCCGCGAGGGAUGCUCUUGUUCUCUUUAUCGUGCAGCAGCAGUGGAAGCGCUAGGUAGUACUGGACGCCCAACGUAAUGCGCGCUUGAGACCGAGCCUCUUAAGCCCGAAACUCUAGCAGUGGAAGUGUUCGGGUAGAAGGAAAACAUGCAUGAUAUAUUUUCUUUUUCGAGGUGUCGCCAAGUUUCUUUAAGCGCGAAUUUGAAAUGUUGUAUGACGCUUCGCGCACAAUUCGGCGCAUAAUCUAGCGACGGCAUCAGCAGGUAUUGUCCCGCGCGCUUGUAGCACCAACCGGUGUCCGGUGCGUUCUGUUGUAGAUGUCCUUCUACCAAAAGACACAGUAGGGUUUCCUUUGGUUAUAUGUUAGUGUUGCAGAAUAAAAUAUUGCGACCUACGCGUGCUGUAGAAUCGGUUGGCGGGGUAUAUUUGUCUGCUGACGGUCUCUUUCUGUCAUUUUCCUCCUUCGCGCCUCAUGUAUAUGUAGGGGUUAGGAACACCAGGCUAGCUGGGGUAUCCAAGCGCGCCCCGUAGAUGGUUACCAAGUUGUAGAAGAGCGGGACAGGCUUGAGCUCCUCUGAUGGCGGAUGUGGAGAGGGCGGUUCGGGGUAAGUACAAGCCGUGGCAACGCGGGGGUGAAAGUCGUCAAACAAACAUGUUUGUGCGUUCUGUUGGGGCCGUUCUUCUGGAGCGGCGGGAAUUUCCUAAUGUGCAGGGCAUCGGAAGGACCGUUUGUUUUCGAAAGGAAAUGUUGUGUGUUGAAGCCAAAUGGACUCGUCUCGGUCUUGUCCGUUUUUUCUGUGCCCUGUCGUGGGUUUUCCUGGCUUCCUCGCAAGAAUUACCUGCUGCCCUUUAGAGACGAGAGGCGCCUCAAAGAGACAAGAUACAUGGCCGUUCAACUUGAAGGCAGUAGCAACAGAAUGGCGGCAUGUGCGCGGACGUCAAUCACCAUGCAGUCAUGGCAAGGUUGGCGAACUUCGGUGUGAUGAGGCACUCACUCCUGUGGCCACCACAGCCAGUGUGAGAACACGGUGCCUAUAGAGCGGGUCGACCAGCUCCCGUAGCUGCAUCCAAACGAGGAUACGACAGCGUUCUUGUUGUAGUCAGAACCAGGAAUAAGGAACAGCUUUAAAACAGGAUGCAUUGAGGGAGUUCUCUA